Molecule: messenger RNA, 1734 nt
Organism: Papaver somniferum (opium poppy)
Lineage: Eukaryota; Viridiplantae; Streptophyta; Magnoliopsida; Ranunculales; Papaveraceae
Product: 26S proteasome regulatory subunit 6A homolog
Exons: 10
Coding region: 114-1397 (427 amino acids)
Biological process (GO): proteasome-mediated ubiquitin-dependent protein catabolic process
Cellular component (GO): proteasome regulatory particle, base subcomplex
Molecular function (GO): ATP hydrolysis activity; proteasome-activating activity; ATP binding
Source: RefSeq, a predicted model, not a curated record
CUCCGCUCUUCUUUCUUUAUCAUAUCAGUGAGGAUUACAGCUUACAAACAAGGUCAUUCGUUCUUCUUCUCUGAGCCGCGGCGGCUGUGUUACUGUUUAAGUUGUAGAGAUUAAUGGGUUCUUCAUCUGAUGCUGCUGCAAUGGACGUUGAAGGAGGCAUGGGAGAUGAGAUUGACAACAUGUCUCUUAAUGACAUUCUCGCUGCUUCUAGACAACUCGGCGAUCAAUCCCGAAUACUCAAUGAUGAAUUAAGGAGAUUAACUCAUGAAAUAGAGACGAAUAAGGAGGAUAUCAAAGCUAAUAAGGAGAAGAUUAAGCUUAACAAACAGCUUCCUUACUUGGUUGCUAAUGUCGUUGAGAUCUUGGACUUGCCCCCAGAGGAAGACGAGGAGCAAGAUGGUGCCAAUGUUGACUUGAAUUCACAAAGGAAGGGGUUGUCUGUCGUUGUAAAAACAUCCACUCGUCAGACAAUCUUUCUGCCUGUUCCUGGACUUAUUGAUCCAACUGAAUUGAAACCUAGUGAUCUGGUUGGCGUUAACAAAGACAGCUAUCUGAUAUUUGAAAAACUUCCUUCUGAGUAUGACUCACGUGUAAAGGCUAUGGAGGUUGACGAAAAACCAACAGAAGACUACAAUGAUAUUGGGGGCCUUGAACUACAGAUUCAAGAACUUAAAGAGGCAAUUGUUUUGCCAAUUACUCAUGCAGACAGGUUUAAGAAAAUAGGAAUCAAACCACCCAAAGGAGUUCUAUUGUACGGACCUCCUGGAACAGGCAAGACACUGAUGGCCCGUGCAUGUGCAGCAGAAACCAAUGCCACUUUCUUGAAGCUAGCAGGUCCUCAAUUGGUUCAGAUGUUCAUUGGUGACGGAGCUAAACUUGUCCGUGAUGCGUUUAAUCUUGCAAAGGAGAAAGUCCCUUGCAUCAUCUUUAUCGAUGAGAUUGACGCAAUUGGAACUAAGCGAUUUGAUAGUGACGCCAAUGGAGAUAGGGAAGUACAGCGGACAAUGUUGGAACUGCUUAACCAACUUGAUGGUUUCGGCAGCAAUGACCAGAUAAAGGUCAUUGCGGCAACUAAUCGUACCGAUGUUUUGGACCCUGCCCUCAUGCGAUCAGGCCGUUUGGAUCGUAAAAUUGAGUUCCCUCAUCCUACUGAAGAAGCGAGAGCCAGAAUCAUGCAGAUCCACUCUAGGAAAAUGAAUGUACAUCCUGAUGUGAACUUUGAGGAGUUGGCUCGUUCUACUGACGACUUCAAUGGUGCACAGUUGAAAGCCGUUUGUGUCGAGGCUGGCAUGUUAGCUCUUCGCAGAGAUGCAACUGAGGUGAUCCACGAAGACUUCAAUGAAGGUAUCAUUCAAGUCCAGGCGAAGAAGAAAGCCAGCUUAAAUUACUAUGCAUAGACGUGCGUAAAUUGAUACCAGCACUAAUCGAAUGAUGACUAAAAAUACUUGGGCAGUGCUCUAGCUUUAUGGGUGGAUUCCCCUUUUGGAGUGUUGCUUAAACACUUGAAUUAGCAGCAUAUAGAUAGCUUUAAUGGGAUUUUAUAUAUCUUGUACAAAUUGAAGUAGCAGCAGAUAGCUUCUGUUAUCUUGGUAGGAGAAUCAUAGGCAGCAGCAGCUGGUUUAGUCUUUUUUGGUUUCUGCUGCUCUGACUGACCCCCCUGCACUGUAAUUAUCAAUGAUGGGCAUUAUUGAUUUCUUCCCUGGACCUUGAUGAAAUGGUCUUUUUUUGUUUAAA